AUCAGUAUGAAAUUUAUCACUAGUGCUGUUAAAUCUUGUGCUGCUCGUACAGGCACAUUAACUGAAUUCGAAAGAAUACCAACGAUUUGCUUCGAAACUCCUUUGAGUCUUAUUUAUACAAAGGGGGGACUUGUGCCGCAUUUAACGAAAGAUGCUUUCGAAAGGGUCACAAAAGAACCACAAUUUCUAUCUGUUUCAUUGCCUUCUACUAUGUUAAUGUAUACAGCAAUGAAAGACAUUGGUGUUAAUUUCGCAAAUUUUGUCAGCAUGCAGGAACAUAUAAAUUUUCUAUUGGUUACUGAUCCAGCCUAUUUGACACGUUCAGGAUUUCAAAAGCUUGAUACCAUUGCUGUGUGGACCAAAACUGGCAGACACACAAUGUCAUCCAAAGAUUAUAUGGACAUUGUUGAAACAUUUAAGCCAGACUGCUAUGUUGCUUUAUGUGAUGGUGAUACUAAUAUCAACACCAGUAAAAAAAGAGUUAUGAAAGCUGUGAAUCGUAGUAACAUAUUGUUUGAGCAAUGUUUAGCCAGGCAUAGUACAUCUGAUAAUUUAAAGUCAACAGGAUUAUUAGCUGCUAUAGAAGGUGGCUAUAAUAUGGAUGCUAGACUAGAAUCAAUAAAUUAUUUAAAAGAUAAACCUGUAGUAGGAUAUGUAAUAGAUGGAUUACAUAAUAAUGGACCAGAUGUGCAAAACAUUUCACCACAGCAAGUUGAAGGAAUAAUAAAACAGACUAUUAGUCUUUUGCCAGCUGAAAAAUUGAAAGUAUCAAUGGGAUGCUGGAAUCCGCUAACAGUAUUAAACCUUAUUGAAUUAGGUGUAGAUAUAUUUGAUACAUCGUAUCCUUAUGUAGCUGCAAUGAAUGCAGAAGCUUUAACAUUUUUAUGUGAUCACAGUACCUGUAAUAACAAAUCAUAUGUGAUAUUAUUCAAAGAGAAAAGGUAUAUAGAAGAUUUUUCUCCAAUAUGCUCUCAUUGUGAAUGUCUUACAUGCAAAAAUCACACUAGAGCAUAUAUACAUCAUUUACAAAACACGAGAGAAAUGCUUUUUGAGAUAUUGUUAAUGAUACACAAUAUUCAUCAAUACCUUGAAUUCUUCAAAGCUAUUCGAGAAAACAUAAAAAAUGGUACUUUCGACCAGUAUAAACAAAAGAUUGGAUUAAAAUUUGAAAACACUAGGAUCACAGAGUCAAAUGGAACGGAUAAAAUAGAUGUGAAAGAAGUAAAUACUAUACAUGCGUAAUAUCCGCACUAAUAAAGUAUUAUCAAUUUAUCAUGGUAUUAUAAAUCGCACAAUUUUUAAUUAAGAUAGUACAAAAGUUAGAAACCUCGUAAAAUAAUAGUUAUUCGGGUAAAAAAUUUGGGUCUAAGUAAUUAUAAGAGGAGUUACUAAAACUUUGUGGAAAAUAAUCUAGAUCAUAACUUCUACUAUACAGUGGUGGUUUUAUAGAAAUCAAUCUAUGCAAUGGGUCAUGUAAUGGUUUUUCAGCUUCUAAUUGUGCUACUGCACAAUCACCGCAUAAAUCUAUUCCAUCUGGACAUUCUGCACAAUGCCACCUUAUGCCUGUUAAGGGUUCUUCUUCACACAGUGCACACUGUAAACAAAAUGAUUACCCAUAAAAAUAAAUCCUUUUUAAUUAUUGUAAUAAACGUAAUAUUUAUAUACCUUGUACCCAACAUGUUUAUAUGUUGCAGAAGAACUUUCUUCCUUCUCAGCUUUCACUUGUCUUAACAAUUCUAUGUGCCUUAGUUCUGGAUUAUCUUCAAUAAUACUAUUUCCGGCAUCAUCUUCCUGUAAUCAUUAAUAGCUCCAAUAUUACUAUGAUGUACUUACAUUUCUAUGCAUACAGUAUACAACAAAAUUAGUACAUACAGAUUCUUCUGUAAUUGGUUGUUCUUUAUUCUCAUCCGGAAUUGUAAAGGACAUAUC
This is a messenger RNA of Nomia melanderi (Alkali bee), 1929 nucleotides long. RefSeq names its product queuine tRNA-ribosyltransferase accessory subunit 2. NCBI's taxonomy places the organism in Eukaryota, Metazoa, Arthropoda, Insecta, Hymenoptera, Halictidae. The record is from RefSeq and is a predicted model, not a curated record.